This is a messenger RNA of Prorocentrum cordatum, 3081 nucleotides long. The record is from the annotation of a GenBank genome assembly. Lineage: Eukaryota; Dinophyceae; Prorocentrales; Prorocentraceae.
AUGUGGGUGGCCAUCGUCGGCCAGUGCACCCUAGACGGCACCUGUGUGCAGAGCGCGAACUAUCCGCAGGAUUACGGUGCAGACGAGGCGUGCACGAUCGAGGUCGACAUGGCAACCGCGGUGCCGAUCAUCGUAGAGAGUUUCGACACAGAGGCAUUUUUCGACUACCUCACAGUCAACGGAUUAGAGUACUCUGGAACUUCGGGUCCCGAUGGGGUCACUCCGACGGGGAGCAUGAUGUGGUCAUCCGACUUUGCAGUGCAGAGCAGCGGUUGGAGAUUGUGCAUGGCAACGCCUACCCCGGCGCUACCACCUACGCCUGCCCCGCCGCCGACGACAGCGCCGCCACCGACACCAGUGCCUCUGUGCGGCACCAAGGGCCCCGACGACACUCCUUGGGACUCGGAGCGCAGAGAGCGCAUCGUGGGGGGGCAGGACGCCACGCCGUGCGAGUGGAGGUGGCAGGUCUCGCUCCGGUCUUCGUACCACUUCUGUGGAGGAGCGUUCAUCGCCCCGACAUGGGUCCUCACUGCUGCCCACUGCGUGGGAGGGUCUUUCUCCAUCGUGGCGGGCAGCUACAGCCAGUUCACAACAGAUUCGACCCAGGUGGUACUGCAGGUGCAUCAGGUGCUUUCGCAUCCAGAGUACGACGACUCGACUAUGCAGUACGAUUUUGCCCUGGUUGAGUUGGUGGAUGCAGCGCCCUUGAGUGAAUGCAUUGGGUCAGCAUGUUUGCCCAGUGAGGACGUCGCUGACGGCGAGGAGUGCUUCAUCACUGGGUGGGGGACCCUCUCCUCUGGAGGGUCCUCGCCCGACUUGAUACAGGAGGCGCAGGUGAACGUCGUGAGCAACUCAGACUGCGGUGCUGCCUACGGCAGUGAGGCCAUCACCGCUGACAUGAUGUGCGCGCAGGGCGUCAACAGCGCUGGGGAAGUCACCGACGCCUGCCAGGGGGACAGUGGCGGGCCGCUCGUCUGCGCUUCUGGCGGCGCUGCUUAUUUCUUGCACGGAGUGACUUCGUGGGGCUAUGGGUGCGCAUCGAAACAGUACCCGGGAGUCUGGUCUCGGGUCAGCUACGUGCGUGAUUGGAUCGACGAGCUGAUGGGGUUGACUGCGCCGACACCAACGCCUUCGCCAACUCCGGCUCCCCCUCCGACGCCUGCGCCGCCGCCGACGCCAGCUCCCCAGUAUAUGUGGGUGUCCAUCGUCGGCCAGUGCACUCUAGACGGCACCUGUGUGCAGAGCGCGAACUACCCGCAGGAUUACGGAGCAGACGAGGCGUGCACGAUCGAGAUCGACAUGGCAACUGCGGUGCCGAUCAUCGUAGAGAGUUUCGAUACAGAGGCAUUUUUCGACUACCUCACAGUCAACGGACUGGAGUACUCUGGAACUUCGGGUCCCGAUGGGGUCACUCCGACGGGGAGCAUGAUGUGGUCAUCCGACUUUACAGUGCAGAGCAGUGGAUGGAGAUUGUGCGUAGCACUUCCACCAACCCCGGCUCGCCCUCCCACGCCUGCCCCGCCGCCGACGCCGGUUCCCCAGCAUAUGUGGGCGGCCAUCGUCGGCAAGUGCACGCUAGAAGGCACUUGUGUCCAGAGUGCGAACUACCCACAGAAUUAUAGCGCAGACGAAUAUUGCGCGAUUGAGAUCGACAUGGCAACCGCGGUGCCGAUCAUCGUCGAGAAUUUCGAUACAGAGGCAUUUUUCGACUACCUCACAGUCAACGGAUUAAAGUACUCCGGAACUUCGGGCCCAGAUGGAGUCACUCCGACGGAGAGCAUGAUGUGGUCAUCCGAUUUCAUAACGCAGAGCAGCGGGUGGAGAUUGUGCAUGGCCACGCCUACCUCGGCUCCACCACCUACGCCAGCGCCUCCACCGAUACCACCGCCGAGACCACCAGCACCAGCACCUGCAUGCGGCGUCAAGGGUCCUGACGACACUCCCUGGGAAACGCAUGGUGGGCAGCGCGGCGAGCGCAUCGUCGGGGGGCAGGGCGCCACGCCUUGCGAGUGGAAGUGGCAGGUUUCCCUCUCGACUUCUUCUGGUGGCCACUUCUGUGGGGGAACGCUCAUCGCCUCGACAUGGGUCCUGACAGCCGCCCACUGCGUGGAGGGCUCUUUCUCCAUCGUAGCGGGCAGCCACAGCCAGUUCACAACAGAUUCGACCCAGGUGGUACUGAAGGUGCACCAGGUGUAUUCCCAUCCAGACUUCAGCGAUUCGACAUAUUCUCACGAUUUUGCCUUAGUGGAGUUGGUCGAUGCUGCGCCCUUGAAUGACUGCAUUGGGGUCGCAUGCCUGCCAAGUGGGGACGUCACUGGCGGCGAGACGUGCUUCAUUACCGGAUGGGGGACCCUCUACUUUGGAGGCUCCUCCUCUGACUUGAUGCAGGAGGCGCAGGUGAGCAUCGUCAGCAACUCGGACUGCGGUGCUGCCUACGGCAGUGGGAUGAUCACCGAUUCCAUGUUGUGUGCCCAGGGCGUCAACAGCGCUGGGGAAGUCACGGACGCUUGCCAAGGGGACAGUGGCGGGCCGCUCGUCUGCGCUUCUGGUGAUGCUGCUUAUGUUUUGCACGGGGCCGCUUCGUGGGGGGCCGGGUGCGGCAUGGAGCAAUACCCAGGAGUCUGGUCCCGAGUAAGCUACGCACGUGGCUGGAUUGACGAGGUGAUGGGGGUGACUCCGUCCCCGACGCCAGCGCCUCCCCCGACACCAGCGCCACUACCAGCACCAGCACCUGCAUGCGGCGUCAAGGGUCCUGACGACACUCCGUGGGAAACGCAUGGUCGGCAGCGUGGCGAGCGCAUCGUCGGGGGGCAGGGCGCCACGCCUUGCGAGUGGAAGUGGCAGGUUUCCCUCUCGACUUCUUCUGGUGGCCACUUCUGUGGGGGAACGCUCAUCGCCCCGACAUGGGUCCUGACAGCCGCCCACUGCGUGGAGGACGGACUUCUCCAUCGUAGCGGGCAGCCACAGCCAGUUCACAACAGAUUCGACACAAGUGUCACUGCAGGUGCGCCAGGUGCAUUCGCAUCCAGACUUCAGCGAUUCGACAUAUUCUCACGAUUUUGCCUUAGUGGAGUUGGUUGA